This is a messenger RNA of Carica papaya (papaya), 912 nucleotides long. RefSeq names its product UDP-glucose 6-dehydrogenase 1. Gene Ontology annotation, cellular component: nucleus. Gene Ontology annotation, biological process: glycosaminoglycan biosynthetic process. Gene Ontology annotation, molecular function: NAD binding; UDP-glucose 6-dehydrogenase activity. NCBI's taxonomy places the organism in Eukaryota, Viridiplantae, Streptophyta, Magnoliopsida, Brassicales, Caricaceae. The record is from RefSeq and is a predicted model, not a curated record.
AGGGUAAAAAUGGAAGUACGUUGACUAUAUAAGCACCACCCCCGCUCUUGUUCAUUUCAUAUCGUUGAUCUUCUCUAUCUCUCUCUUGUUCGAAUUAGUCACAAGGUCGGUCGUCUUCAUUUCUCUCCGCAGACGACGACUGUAAUAACUUGUCAGGUUGUCAGUUAGACAAGGAAAAUGGUGAAGAUCUGUUGCAUUGGAGCUGGAUAUGUCGGUGGUCCGACAAUGGCAGUCAUCGCACUUAAAUGCCCCGAUAUUGAAGUGGCAGUGGUCGAUAUCUCUGUCUCCCGUAUCAAUGCCUGGAACAGUGAUCAGCUUCCUAUCUAUGAGCCUGGCCUUGAUGGUGUUGUUAAGCAGUGCCGAGGUAAGAACCUUUUCUUCAGCACUGAUGUUGAGAAACAUGUAAGGGAAGCCGAUAUAGUCUUUGUUUCUGUCAAUACCCCAACAAAGACAAGGGGUCUUGGAGCUGGCAAAGCAGCAGAUCUGACAUACUGGGAGAGUGCUGCCCGUAUGAUUGCUGAUGUAUCGAAAUCUGACAAGAUUGUUGUUGAGAAGUCAACUGUCCCAGUUAAGACUGCUGAGGCUAUCGAAAAAAUCUUGACCCACAAUAGCAAGGGAAUCAAAUUCCAGAUUCUCUCAAACCCGGAAUUCCUUGCAGAGGGAACUGCAAUCCAAGAUCUUUUCAACCCAGAUCGCGUGCUUAUUGGAGGCCGGGAGACCCCAGAAGGCCUCAAAGCUGUCCAGACAUUGAAGGAUGUCUAUGCUCACUGGGUUCCAGAGGAUAGAAUUCUGACCACCAAUCUCUGGUCUGCUGAGCUUUCCAAGCUUGCGGCCAAUGCCUUUUUGGCCCAGAGGAUAUCAUCUGUUAAUGCCAUGUCUGCACUCUGUGAAGCAACUGGUGCUGAUGUCACC